AUGCCCCACGUCGCUCCCUGGACACCUAGCAGCGACGGCACCUUUACAAGGCCUCUAUUCGGCCUCGAUGACUUGCAGAUCGCAUGGAACGGGGCGGCCCUGCGCAACGUCGUCCUUGCGCGCCCCGAUGUGGCCACGGAGGUUGUCGAGCUCGAUAAGAAGCUCCAUCUCAAAGUGCGCCCCUUUGUCGACGAAGAGGCCUUGACCCAGUGGCUUGCAAAGGUCUACGAGGUCGUUGAUAUUGGCAAUCAAGAAGCACAAGACGCAUUUGAAAAGGCCAGGGUCGGCCUUACGACAGGUGCCGACCAGCUCCUGUCACCCGUUGCAGGCAGGUACGAUCACCUCGUGCGGGUCACUCUCCUACAUGGAUCGAAUCAACAGCAUGUCGUCAUCGUGCGCGCCUGGCACGUCCUAAUGGACGGGACAGUCAUCUGCGAGUUCAUAAACGACAUCCUUGCCAACUUGAACAGGCCCCCCGCGGACUUUGAAGAAGCCAAAGUGGAAGUGGCCGAUCGCCUCAGCCCCCACGCUCUCGACUGUGUUCCGGGUCUGGCAGCGAGGUACAACACAGCGGAGCCUGAUGCCAAGGCAUGGCAGACCUACCUGGGUAGCAGCAAGUCCGCAGGCUUCCCAGUGGCAUCAAGUCUAGCUGGCCAGCUGGCGCCAUGGCCAAAGGAUUCAGCCACCUCUCGUUAUCAUCUGCAGUUUGACGAGCAAGCCACAGCCGACUUUAUUGCAGCCGCCAAAGCUCACGAAAUCAGCGUAUCGACUGCCCUGUCUGCCGCUCAGAUCAUUGCUUCGCUUCGCAUGAGCAGGGCCGAGGUUAGCGGAAAAAGCCCCGUCGAGACAGUCGCACAGCUCAACGUCGCAAGCCUACGGCCAUUCAUGACGGGUCCCAAGCGCAACACCAUGGCUUCUGGUGCCGAAGGAGUCAUCACCGCCGCCGACUCCUCGGCAUGGGACGCCGCACUUAGAGCGGGCAAGCCUCUGGACGAGGCGGAGAACAAUGCUUUCUGGGCCAUUGCUCAGCAGGUGGACGCGUCAACUCGUCGAGCAAAAGAGGAUCCUUGCGAGACGGCAAGCGCGGCUGCGCACGCGUUUUGGACAAAGUUUAAUGCUGCCGCCGACGCAAUGGCCAAAGGCAAGAUGGCCAAUCCACGCACCAAGGGGCUGGGCCUCUCUCAGAUGGGGCUCAUGGACCAGGAGGGGGGCUUGUUCUCGAGGCAGUACGAGGCAGCGACCCUCGUUGACGUCAACAUUAGCGUUCGCAGCGCCGGUCUGAUGGUCGGGCCUCACACGUGGACAUUCAGAGGAAAGCUCAACCUCCAGUUGACAUACAUGGCACCCAUGUAUGAGAGCGAAGCCCCAGCGAAGCUGCAGAAGCUGAUGGGGGAUGUUGUGGCCAGGAUGUCCGGUCACCCCGGUAGCUACAAAGUGCUACAUGAUGUCAAAAUUGCAUAA
Messenger RNA from Acaromyces ingoldii, 1461 nucleotides. RefSeq lists its product as hypothetical. NCBI's taxonomy places the organism in Eukaryota, Fungi, Basidiomycota, Exobasidiomycetes, Exobasidiales, Cryptobasidiaceae. The coding region runs from base 1 to 1461 and encodes 486 amino acids. The record is from RefSeq and is a predicted model, not a curated record. The transcript has 2 exons.